Messenger RNA from Poecilia reticulata (guppy), 3377 nucleotides. It is a transcript of the gene adpgk, whose product is annotated as ADP-dependent glucokinase. Gene Ontology annotation, cellular component: endoplasmic reticulum. Gene Ontology annotation, molecular function: ADP-specific glucokinase activity. Lineage: Eukaryota; Metazoa; Chordata; Actinopteri; Cyprinodontiformes; Poeciliidae. Gene Ontology annotation, biological process: glucose metabolic process. The record is from RefSeq and is a predicted model, not a curated record.
UUUUUUCAUACUUUGCUUUAAGGUUUCUGCUAUUUCUGACACUACGCGAACGCAGCAUUUACCCUGGAAAGGCUCUUGGCGCAUGCGCGUGUCGCCGAUUCGAAGCGGCUGCUGGUUGGAGUGCUGGCUGUGUCUGAGCCGCUCCUGUCACUCCCAGCUAAAGCUUCUUGAAUGAAUUGUGCCGACUCUAGCUUCUCCUUCUUAGCUCACUACCAGUCGCGGAAUUAAGCUGACUGAAUGUUCUUCCUGUGAUUCAACUAGGAAACCGGACCUUCUUCCUGGCUAACAAACCUGCACAUUACUGCCUGGAGUGUGUGGGAAGCACCAUGUGGAGGAAGGCUUCGGCAGUGCUCCUGCUGGCUUUGGCAGUCGGCUACUUCUACGGCGGCAGGCCGGAGCUGCCGGAGCAGAUCCUCCAGUACAUCGGCCUGCCCAACCUCCAGACGCCCUCACAGAGCAACCAGGGCCUGGAGGGGGCCAUCUCUGCCGCCUGGGAGGCUCUGAUCGCUUUGCCAAGCAGACAGUGGACCAAGGUGGCAGUAGGGGUGAACGCCUGCGUCGACGUGGUCGUCAGCGGCGUGGGGCUGCUGCAGGCGCUGGCUGUGGAUCCCGGCGCCGGCCGGGAUCACGAAGUCCUGCACUCGAAGGACGACCUAAGGGAAACCUUCAUCCACUACAUGGAGCGCGGAGCAGCGGCAGAGCGAUUCUUCAGCGACAAGGAAGUGUUUCAGAGAAUCGCUCGCUCAGCAGCAGAGUACCCCGGCGCGAAGCUGUACGUUGGAGGAAAUGCUGCCCUCAUCGGUCAGAAAUUCGCCACCUACCCAGAUCUGAUGGUUUUGUUGUGUGGGCCGGUCGGCCCUAAACUCCACGAGAUGCUGGACGAGCAGAUCGUCGUUCCUCCAGAGUCCCUUCAGGAGACGGAUGAGUUUCAUCUCAUCCUGGAGUACAAAGCAGGUGAACAGUGGGGCUCAACUCGGGCGCCACAAGCGAACCGCUUCAUCUUCUCUCACGACGUGUCCAAUGGGGAGAUGAGCUCCCUGGAGACCUUCGUGGCGAGCCUGGAGGAGUUCCAGCCGGAGCUGGUCGUCCUAUCAGGGUUCCACAUGAUGGAGGGCCAUGGCAGGGAGCUGUGGGGGGAGCGACUGAAAGAGGCCGUAGCAGCCAUAGCUGACAUCCCAAAGGGCAUUCCCAUCCACCUGGAGCUGGCCAGCAUGACCGACAAAAGCUUCAUGACCCGGAUCAUGCAGGAGCAGGUCUUGCCCAUCGUCCGCUCCAUCGGCCUGAACGAACAGGAGCUGCUCUUCCUGUCGCAGGCCGGGGACGGCCCGCACGCCGCUCUGCCCGCGUGGAAGGGCGUCCCCGACGUGGGGCGGGUCGGCGACAUCCUCUCCUGGGUCCUGGAGCGGCACGGCCGCACAGAUCCGUCGUCGGAGUCCGACCUCACCCGUAUCCACUUCCACACUCUGGCCUAUCACAUUUUAGCCACAGUGGACGGCUACUGGGGGAACCAGGCGGCGGCGGUGAUGGCGGGAGCCCGGGUGGCCAGCAGCCAGGCCUGUGGCCUGCGAACCGUGGACGUCAGCAAGGUGGAGCUCAAGGCGCCGCUGGAGUUCCUCACCUCUCACUUUGAGCCGCGGGAGCGGCUGUCGCUGAAGCCGGAGGAGCCAGUCGCUGUGUGGCGGCGAGGGAAUGUCACCUUCCACCUGACGCCUGUGCUGGUCUGCAAGAGACCCCUCCGGACAGUGGGGCUGGGGGACGCCAUCUCUGCGGAGGGACUAGUUUACUCCGAAUUAACGAGGCAGCAUCCGUUUUAGAGGCUCGACCACGCUAAUGCUAACGGGAGGAGCUGAACACAACCAGGAAACUCUCACCUCUGAGCCAGAUUAGUUUCCCAAUUCAUGUUCCUUUUGCCCCAAAGAUCUGUUCUGUUUAAUUGAUCAGUGUGAAAUCCUGCCUGAUGAUGAUGAUGAUGAUGAUGAUGAUGAUGUCCCCCGACCUCCUUAAAGAGGCAGGCAGAACUGAAUCUUGAUGAGCCGCCACGCAGCCGGACUCGACGCACUGCACCGCUCCAAGCCAUCUGCCCAAACUCCAAAGAGUUUAACCGUCACAGCUAUGUUUUCUUUAACCUGCAUAUCUUUCAGUAUGCUGUGCCUUCAAUAUUAUUAAAUCCUUUAUUCAUAUUUUAUAGGAAAACGGUAUGAAACUUUAGAUUAGCGUCGUCCUUUGACAGAGGUAUACUGCAUAAACUUGAAAUUUUGUGAUUUAAAUCCAAUUGAGAAAUCCUUUUGGGUGCGUUCACAUCUAACGUUGUAUGUUCGUCUUAUUCUGGUCAUCAACCAUUUCUGAGUGCUUUGCUUCAACCGGUCUGACCAACCAGAUCGUUUUUCUAAUGGUGAGAUUAUAACGGGGUUCCUUUACGGUCUGGAAAAUUUUGAAAACGUAUAAAAUUAGCUUAUUUUCCAGGUGUAGAUGAUAAGGGAACAUUUUCGCAUCCAUACUUUAUUCAUUGUUUUCUUACAGCUAAAGUAUGCAACUUUUAUUUAAAAAAAAAAAAAUGUAAGUUUUUUACGCAUUUAAGACUGUCACUAUGUGGUGAUGCUGCACUAUGAGAUGGAUAAUCUGUGGACAAAAUUGAUCUCCUGCCUGAGCUUUUAUUGUGAUCUGUAGGAAGGCACGACUCCCAUUCAAAAACAACCAAUCAGAGCCAGAAGGAGGGUCUUGGCGCUGUUAAUCAAGCCAAUGUUUGCUGAAUAUUCACUAAAUGGUGUAGAAACCACUUAUCUGCUGUCAUAGCAGGCUGCUAACCAAUGCUAACCAGCACAAGCAUUCAUAAAAGGCUAGCUGGAGGAUGAUUGACAUCACUAAGACCUGCCUCCUGGUUCUGAUUGGUUGUUUCUGGUUAGCACUGGAAGGAGGCAAAGGAGCUUGACGGUUUAAACAAAUGUGUAAAAAAAUAUAUGUGUAUUUUUUUUUUCAUUAAAGUUCCAUACUGUAGCUUUUAACUAGAUAAAGAAAAAAAAAGAAAAAAGAUGGGCAUCAAAUACUUUUUAAAAAUUUGUGUUAAGUUUAGGAUUUUACAGUCUAGAUCUUACGGAUUUUGAAAUAUUUCAAAGUGGUGAAAUAACCCUUUACUUCUUUAUCAUCGUGUUCAGCAUUGUGGUGUCAUGCUUUUAUUUAACAUGCAGAUUACAGCAUCCAACUAACUAAAUGUUCAGAAUCUGAUACAAUUUGUGGGCAAAUCUUAAGAAUCAUGUGGAGUUUCGAACUGGAAAACUGGUAGGAAUCCCGUUUUUUUCUGUGUUUUUAUUGUUUGACCAAAACACUCCCUCUAUAGCAAAAAGAUCUGAUCUUUAUACCUUUUUUUUUUUUUUUUUUUU